Monomorium pharaonis (pharaoh ant) is the source of this 4052-nucleotide messenger RNA. Its product is annotated as prohormone-2. The transcript has 9 exons. Bases 222 to 1388 code for a protein of 388 amino acids. The record is from RefSeq and is a predicted model, not a curated record. NCBI's taxonomy places the organism in Eukaryota, Metazoa, Arthropoda, Insecta, Hymenoptera, Formicidae.
UACCCGCUUUUCUACUCGUCCUGCCGAGCCCCGACAUUCAUUCCACCCCGAGCCGGCGGAUCCGCUAGGACGUUCCCGACCUACUGUUCUUCACCUGUUUCACGGGGUGCCAGCCCCCGUAGGGUCACAGCCGCCGCGAGAGAAGAAAGCGAAGGGAGGAGAAAGAGGAGGACGAGGAGGAGAGUUCACACGUAAAGGGGCAAGCCGCUGCGUCUCGAAAGAUGACGUGUAACUGGGCGUGGUUGCUGCUGCUGCUGUUCUCGCUGGUCUCGGUAGGCAUCUGUCUGCCCGCGGGCCUGAUGGAGGACGCGAAGAAGGCGGAUCAGCCGAUGAAGCCGAAAUCGAAACGCACCCAGGAAACGCUGAUGUUUGGCAAUCAGCAGAAUCGACAGGCUGUCAAUGCUGCUGCCGCUGCUAAAUCCUUCACGUCAAACGCGGAGAAACGAACCCUCGCCGCCUCGGGGCUGGGUGGCUUGAAAGCGGCUCUCGCCGAGGACGACAAACCGUCCCCGGUCCAGAAAUCAUCCGGCAGCAACCCGGCCAUGUACGAGCACGAGGCGUACUCGCCGUACGACAAGAAUUACGACUACGGUAAGGUCGUCAUGAACGAGGUCGAGGAGGAUGUGCCGCGGGUGUGGGACGCCGCGGCGAUGCCGUACUCGCGAGCGUAUUACGCGGGCGAGGAUCGGCGCAAGAGAUCGAACGAAAAGUCGACCGUGCGACCGCCGAGCAGCAGCAGCAGCAGCAGCAGCAGCACGUUGCAACCGUCGACGAGCUCGUAUCAGACGAAACAUUUACCCAGCAGCUUGAUACCUACCCAGCAACCGGUGCAGGCCCAAGUCAAGAGAAGCAUCCCGUACUACCAGGAACCGCGAUAUAAAAGGGAGCUGGACAUCAAUCCCGACGACGUGCUGACCCUUCUGUCACUAUGGGAGAACGAACAGCGCAACGGAAACUGGCGCAAGUACGCGAACGAUGAGUACGAAAUAGACGACGGUGAUUUCUUCGACGAGGAGGACCCUAGAAAUGCCCUCCCGUGGCUGACGCCGGUAUACCCCGCGCGACACUACGACACGCUCUCGCCCUCCGACAUCGGGAUAGUCCGGACUCAUCCGCCUAGCUAUUACGAACAGUACGGAAAACAACUGGACCAGCAGUAUGAGGGCGCCGCACCGUACGGCAAUCACAUUAACCCGCAGUACGAUUUCCUUUAUCCUCAGCGUGCCGCGUACUAUCCCCAGAAGAGGUUCAUGGUCGCCAAGAAGCGAGCGCAGGAAAAACCCCCUUUUCUCUUGUACUUUCAGAGCUACGACCCGUACCCCGCCGCACAGCUGCAGCUAAGCUCCCAGCCGCGAAGCUACCAGUAUCCCCAUCGAAUGGUCUACUAAGUAAUCCGCGACGUGUUUGAAGCUGUCUAGAGGGGCGCGAGAAGCGAGUUUUUAUCUUUCUCUCUCUUCUUCGGACGCAGAUUCUGCCGGAGGAAAAGGAUACCGGGGCGUUCCCGGGAAUCGACGUCCUUUCGACAAACGGCCGUCGCUGUCGCUCCUCCUCUCAGCUCUGUCGUCCCCUUUUUGUCGCAGGGGGCGAAAUAACAAGCGGGGAGCAAGUCACUCGAUGACGGCGACGACGCAACGCGGAUUUACUCGUUCUAAGAAACACGGUGCUCACAGAGCGAGGCUUUCCUCGGGUUCGCAAGAGCCGCGCUGAAGAACCGAGGGAGAGACGCGAAGAGUAUCUAAUGUAGAUCCUGAUCCCCGGGCUCUUCGGUCCAAGUUCACCUCGGAAUACAAGCGGAAAAAGUGACAAAUUCGCACAUCUCUAGGAUAUUUUUUGUCUAUGAUGCAGCAGCGUGUGCAACAUAUCAGAGUCCACGACUCCAUAUCCGAAACGAUUUCUUGCGCCGUUCGAAAAAAAAAAAAGAAAAAAAAACUUGAUCAGUUCCAUCUCGCUCCCAUCGGACUCACUUUCUUUUCCCAAUCUGAUGACUGUUAAAAGGAUUUAAAAAAAAAAAAGAGGAAAAAAAAGCUUCAGCGCGCUCUUGUUACUUACUCGCUUGUAAUGAUAACGUUACGAUUUUAAGCUCCUUUUGCGUGUAAUACGGGCGUCGCGCCCGUAAUGACGCUACGACUGAAUCACUAAACAAUCGUAGUAUCGAAUCAAAUUACCCUCAGGCUUGGUUUCGACGACUUCGUGACUGAUAUAAAAUAUAUGCAUAUAAUAUAUAAAUAUAUUAUAUAUAUACAAAUAUGUAUAUGAGGCGAUAUAGUUUUGUUCAUGAGUUAGCAUGAGACUAGAUGUAGGUCUGUUCGUCUAUACUAGAUAAUUCGAGCGAGAAGGGAUUAAGAGGAAGUGGAGAAAGUAUCGUACUUUAAUCACCGUAUCUUUGGAAAAAAAAAACGAAAGAAACGAGAGAAGAAGAGGCAAAUGUAAAGCAUAACGUACCGAAGAGGGAGGAUUUAUCUUCGUAAGGUUUAUCUUCGAACCAAACACGGCCUUCCAUACUCAACACUCCGAGGAGACUGAACAUCUCUACAUAAUUAACUAACGUAAUUAACACGUCCGUUACACACACACACACACGCCCGGGCGCGUAACGUCUUCACUAAAAAUGUUGCAUGUUAUAAUUUUCGUUGAAUUAUUAUUAUAUAUUUCAUGGAAUACUCUCUGAAUUUCUUAGAGUAAAAAUACUGCCACUACAAUUAUUCGAGUGAUUUUCCACUCCAAUAAAAGUUAAAAAUUUACUCUAUUAGAGUGAAUUCGUCUUAUUGAGUGAAAAAUCACUCGAAAAAUUGUAAUGCCAGUAUUAUCACUCUAAGAAAUUUAGAGAGUACAGCAGAUACACCGAGGGUGUCUCGCGCGUUAUUUCUUGUUCACCAAGUCCUCCGAGUUAAUUAUAGCGAUGGUUUGUAUUAUAUAUAAUAGGUAUUAUAUAUAAUAGGUGAUAUUUUUUUUUUACGACUGAUGUCAUAUCUUCAGUUCUCUUUAAAUUCUAUCAUCGCUAACGAAGGGAAACGAAUUAUAUCUAUAUUGUUUAUUCUUUUUCGUGAUUUUCCUCUUUAUUUAAUUGCUACAGAUUUAAAUUGAAUAAAAUAUAAUUAAAUCAUUUAAAAAGAAUUCACUCUUAAUGAGAUUAAAUCUAUUUGUGAUUGAAUAGCUGAAUCAAAAUCGAAAACAGAAUAUCCAUUUCAAGUUUUGUUAAGAGUAUCAAUAACAAUACAAUAAAAUCGGUUAACGAAGUAUGGUGGUAAAUUGAUUUCUUAAAUUUAAAUAAUUGCAAAAUAAUACAUUCUGUUCGAGUCUGUGCUAACAAUUUAUCAAUGUUAAUUUUUUUCAAUAAUUAAAACUUGUUUAAAACAAAAAAAACCGGAAGCACCCUCGCGCGAUUGGAACGUCCUUUAGUGGACAUGCGAUAAUCCGAGCAAGAAAACCGUUCGUAAUUUGUUCAAGACAUUUACCCGUUGUUCGUCGUACUUAGGUUUAGAUUAGCGACAUAAGUUUAAAAAAAUAAAUAAAUAAAAGAACACACACAUAUUACACAUACACAGCCAUAUAGCAUCAAGAAUAUUCGCUACGCGCAAUCAAUGUGUCAGGCGUUAAAUAACGCGAACGUAAAAAAAUCAGCCAAUUUAGCUUUAUUCCUCUCGAAUUAUCUUGCAACAACGCACGAUCGAUGUUCAAAGCAGGUUUGCCUGAAAGUGUGUAUUUUUGUUACGUGUACGGUGAAAAAAAAAAGAGGAAGCGGCGUGCCGCGCACUACGUAACACGUAAUUUCUCCUCCCCCUCCCCUCCCCGGCCUGCAUACACCUGAUAUUCCGUUCACACAUUCUGCGUCUCUUCCUGUUACCAAUACUCAAAUAUGGGGUAGGUCAUCUGAUAGUGACCGUAUGCGACGUGAUUACCUUAUUAUUAAGACUUGUCGAACUCUCCCCUUUCUUUUUCUGCCUUUUUAUAAAUAUAAGCUUUGAUUGUUUCUCAAUCACUGGAUUAGCGGCGGUUAAUUUUUGUCUAUGAAAAGUUGUGGAAAUUGAAAAUAUAUAUACACUGUCCAAUAA